Molecule: messenger RNA, 978 nt
Organism: Phaethon lepturus (White-tailed tropicbird)
Lineage: Eukaryota; Metazoa; Chordata; Aves; Phaethontiformes; Phaethontidae
Gene: COG8
Product: component of oligomeric golgi complex 8
Exons: 2
Biological process (GO): intra-Golgi vesicle-mediated transport
Cellular component (GO): COG complex
Source: RefSeq, a predicted model, not a curated record
AUGCCGUCCUGGUCCCACAGAAACUUCAUGCGCGAUGCUGAGGAGAUCGCCUGCAGCCGGCGCAUGAACAGCCUGACGCUGAACCGGCACACGGAGAUCCUGGAGAUCCUGGAGAUCCCACAGCUGAUGGACACCUGUGUCCGCAAUGGCUACUACGAGGAGGCGCUGGAGCUGGCUGCUUACGUGCGCCGGCUGGAGAGGAAGCACAGUAGCAUUCCCGUGAUCCAGGGCAUUGUGGACGAGGUGCGCCAGUCUACCCAGCUGAUGCUGAACCAGCUCAUCCAGCAGCUCCGCACCAACAUCCUCAUCGGCUAUCUGCGGCGCAUGGACGUCUUCACGGAGGCUGAGCUGCGCAUCAAGUUCCUGCAGGCGCGUGACACCUGGCUGCGCUCCAUCCAGGCCUCCAUCCCCAACGAUGACCCCUACUUCCACAUCACUAAGACCAUUGAGGCCUGCCGCGUCCACCUCUUCGACCCCCCCGAGGGGCAGGCUCUCAACGAGGGGGCCAUCUUCCACGGCUGGGUGCUGCAGAAGGUCUCAGAGUUCCUGCGGACGCUGGAGCGCGAUCUCCAGCGCGGGGUGGGCGGCCGCCUGGACUCACUGCUGGGGCAGUGCAUGUACUUCGGCCUCUCCUUCAGCAGGGUGGGGGCUGAUUUCCGUGGGCAGCUGGCCCCCCUCUUCCAGCGCGUGGCCACUGCUACUUUCAGGAAGGCGGUGGAGGAGGCUGUGGAGAAGUUCCAGGAGGAGAUGAAUUCCUACACGCUCAUCUCCGCCCCAACCGUCCUGGGGGGCAGCGCCGGGGUGCCGGUGCCCUCAGCCCAGCCGGGGACGCUGCAGCCUCCCAUGGUGCUGCUGGACUUCCCACCUCUAGCCUGCUUCCUCAACGGCCUCCUCGUCGCCUUCAACGACCUGCGGCUCUGCUGCCCUGUUGCCCUGGCCCAGGACGUCACCGCCUGCUUGGAGGAUGCCCUCAGCGAG